Lagopus leucura (white-tailed ptarmigan) is the source of this 571-nucleotide messenger RNA. RefSeq names its product digestive cysteine proteinase 2-like. Lineage: Eukaryota; Metazoa; Chordata; Aves; Galliformes; Phasianidae. Gene Ontology annotation, biological process: immune response. The transcript has 2 exons. Bases 1 to 405 code for a protein of 134 amino acids. Gene Ontology annotation, molecular function: cysteine-type endopeptidase activity. The record is from RefSeq and is a predicted model, not a curated record. Gene Ontology annotation, cellular component: lysosome.
AUGAUGCAACCCCCACUGGUGCCACAGAACGGCUUGUGCCACUACAACCAGUCUGAGAUGCUGGCCAAGAUCACGGGCUACGUCAACGUCACCUCGGGCAACAUCACAGCUGUCAAAACCGCCAUCUACAAGCAUGGCCCCGUGGCUGUCAGCAUCGAUGCCUCGCACAAGACCUUCUCCUUCUAUUCCAAUGGGAUCUACUAUGAGCCCAAGUGCGCAAACAAGCCAGGACAGCUGGACCACGCAGUGCUGGCUGUGGGCUAUGGCGUGCUGCAGGGAGAGACCUACUGGCUCAUCAAGAACUCCUGGUCCACCUACUGGGGCAACGAUGGCUACAUCCUCAUGGCCAUGAAGGACAACAACUGCGGUGUGGCCACCGAGGCCACCUACCCCAUCCUGGCCUAAAACACCUCUCUGAGGGCAGAGCCUUUGGUGGUGCUCCCAGCACACAUCCGUGGAUUGGAACCUUCAGACCUCGUGGUGGAGGAGGAAGAUGGGGACGUGGUGGGACAGGACAGUGGGGCGCUGGAAAAGCAGCCAUAAGCUUGCCAAUAAAGACCCUGGAAAAACA